AUGGAGGCCGUGGGUUCAACAGUCGAGACGGCGGAAGCGUCGGACGAGGCAUUUAAUUCCCCUGAGUCUCAUGUGUGGAAUCCUGGCGAUUUAAAGGGUUCUGGAUGUCAUGCUACUUCUGUUUCUUGUGCUUAUUUCGCCCGUCACCCUCUUUGUAAUGGGCAGCAUCCCAUUGCUUCAAAGAACAUGUUAUCGCCCUUCAGUUCCUUUUGGGGCCUUCACGUGGCAGUACCAUUUCUUGUCGUAUUACCGCAAGAGAAUGCGGAACUGUCGAGCAAGGAGGUUCAUCAAGGUGUAAAGACGGCUACCGUGGAUGGUGCUGCUAUAGAUGCUGGUACCAUGUCUUCCCCUUUUAGUGUGCCGCCAGAACGGUUUCUUACUUGGCAUGAAAUGUGCAAGAUUCUUGUGCUCUGUGGCGUCAAGAGACAUCACUGUCAUGAAGCUGUGCGGCAGUUGUGGGAAUAUCUUCUCUUCUUGUGCUAUAAAGGUCUUUUUGAAUCUGACAGCACGGAGCGUGGAAAUUAUGGAGGCCGAGACACCACUCAAGUUACCGAUUCUCACACGUGCAAACCAAGUGGUGCCGCUGAGGACUUUGCAACACUUGUGCGAUAUGACACGUUGAAUGAUGUACUGCGUUCCCACAUUUAUUCUGGUGGUGCAACUGACAAGAGUACAGUUGUCUGCUUUGCUGAACUUGUCGUUGCUGCCAGUGUUGCCUUGGGGAAUCGGGACUUGGGACAGUUGGAGGAGGUGAUGCAGGCACCCUCACUGUCAACCCGGUACACGCUUGUGACUGCCAAGCAUACAUUUGAUCGGUGUAUCGCCAGACUUCUUAUCAAUGAACUCCGUGGGCAGCGCAUUACAAUGAUUCCGCUGCCCCGCUGGAAUGUGACCCAAGCCAUUGUACAAAAUCGCAGAUCACUCAUCGUGUUUUGUGGUGGAACCAGCGGAUGUGGAAAGAGUACCCUCUCUAGUCUUAUUACAACGAAUAUUUGUUUUAACACCCUCCUCUCUACAGACACGAUUCGUCAGUCGCUUCGAAGGACCUUACGACGAGAGGAAUUUCCAGAGUUGUUUCUCUCUACAUAUGAGGCACACCGAGCCAAAGGAAGUGGUGGGAACACAAAGCCAAGGGCGGGAGAAGAAAGAAACGAAUGUGACCCACAGGUUGUCAUUGCUGCGUAUGAAAAACAAUGUGAGGUGGUGUUGCGGGCCUUAGAUGGCAUACUGGAGAAAUUUAUUUGCCGCAAUCAAGUGGUAUUCGUAGAGGGAGUUCAUCUGCUAACAAGUUACAUGCAACGCAAGACUGUAGAGUUACAAGCACGUGGUGUAUUAUGUGUGUCUUUUCUUGUCUGCAUUACAAAGGAGGAACGUCAUCUUGAGCGGUUUCGUACCCGUGCCAAGUGUAUGGCUCUUUCCCCGCAACGUAAUAAAUAUGUCUCACAAUUUCACCAUAUUCGCCUGAUUCAAAAACACUUGCUUGAACAGGCAUAUGAUCAUCUUCAUUUGAAAAUUAUAAACAAUACAAAUCUCGAUAAGUCCUUGAUGGAUGUUCACACACAUCUGCUGGACGCCAUAGACUGUAGUACGAGCCCCUCGUGGAAUGAAACGGAGGCGGCAGCCUUUGGUAGAGCCGAUGCCACUAGAAAUGCCGUUGCGUCCGAUGCAGACAUGCAUGGACGGCUAGCACCGAAGGAGGAGGCUGGUAAAAGCAAAGAGGCAAAUUGUGGUUUCCUCCAUCAACCCUUUGCGGAUCCGAAUAUCAGUGGAAAACGCAUGUUAGCUUUUUUACUUAAGUGGCGUAGUGAAAAGAAGAGGCGACGGGCAAAUAACACUUCGUUCUAUGGCAAGUUCCAUCAUACUUGUCACGUAGCGACGUCUUUAUUUGCUCCAGCCAAAAGAGCCCGAUCUGCGGAGUCUCUCACAUCUUUCCGCCUGCAGUCACUCUGUUUGGCCUCUUGUUCGGGUAACACAAGUGAUGAAUUACUCGUGAGAGCCUGGAGAAACAACGACACGCAAUGUUUUUAUGUAUGUGACUCCGAUAAGGCCAUGGCCGUGGUGGAUUCUGACGGUUAUGAACGACCCCGUUGGAAGUGCAGCCCAUCCAUAUCCUCCGGACCGGCAUUCCCAAUACCACGUCAUAAACUCUUUCAGAAGCAUCCACAGGAAGCCACCCACGCGGUUUCACGGAAGGAUUGCUCCUUGGAGGCUCUCACUGCAGCGGAAGAUCCCCCUGCAGCUACAGUCACAGCAACCGCCGCAGCCAGCCGAUGGGGGAAGUCGCUUCGUUCCUCCAGUGCAGAUGCGGCCAUUGAAGCGGUUGAAGGAAACAGAGCAGCGGUUCGAGGAAAUAAACAAAAAAGAUUCUUACCGCGGCUAAGUUCUCCGCGGCAUGCUGCUCAUGGCGCCAGGGGAAAUGGCGAAAAAAUUAAGGAAGAAAUAACACUGUGGGAUGAAAAAGAGGAAGAAAUGGAAAAUGGAAGUCGCUGUGAAUUUCCUUCUCUGAUGGGAAGCUGA
This is a messenger RNA of Trypanosoma cruzi, 2517 nucleotides long. RefSeq lists its product as uncharacterized. NCBI's taxonomy places the organism in Eukaryota, Euglenozoa, Kinetoplastea, Trypanosomatida, Trypanosomatidae. The record is from RefSeq and is a predicted model, not a curated record. The transcript has a single exon. Bases 1 to 2517 code for a protein of 838 amino acids.